CUUGUCGUCGACUCCUCCUCCUCUUCCCCUGUUUCUAUUACGCUAUAAAUCCAGAACAGGGUCGUCUCGUCGGCAACCAGAUCGUUGUCUUCGACCCUUUCAUCCCGAGGUUGCAGUUUUGGAUCGAUCGGUAGCUUCCUGUGCUCGUGCCUGGGUUUAGAAGAAGCCGGUUGGCAUGGCGAGCUACGUCGAGGAUACCGAGCUACGCCUUGGUUUGCCGGGAUCCGAUGCGCUGGCUACAAGGGGUAGCAAAAGGUCGCUGCCGGAGGACGACGCUGCGGGCGACGACUCCAGCUGCCGAAAUGGCGGAUCUGGCUCGGCGGCCAAGGCUCAAGUGGUUGGUUGGCCGCCGAUCCGAACGUACAGGAAGAACAGCUUCCAGGCGAUGAAGGUGGAGUCGGAGGCUUCUGGGUUGUUCGUGAAGGUUAGCAUGGAUGGAGCUCCUUACUUGAGGAAGAUUGAUCUCAAGGUUUACAAAGGGUACAAGGAGCUCAGGGAGGGCUUGGACGGCAUGUUCAACUGCUUCUCUCAAGGAGAAUUCUCAAGAAAAGAAGGGUGCAAUGGAUCUGAAUUCGCCAUAACUUACGAAGACAAAGAUGGAGAUUUGAUGCUGGUCGGAGAUGUUCCUUGGGAGAUGUUUAUAUGUUCUUGCAAAAGGCUAAGGAUAAUGAAAGGAUCUGAAGCAAGAGGUUUGGAAUCCAGACACUAAGAAAUCCACAAUUCCUCUACAAAUAUGCAAAAGGAAUCCAGUAUUUUCUUUAUGAAAAUAGAUAAUUUUGCUUGGAUUUGCCCAACUCCACAGUCCUGCUGAAAAGAAAGCUUGAAACUGCAUCUCUGUCAACUGGAUCAUCUUCUGAAACACAAAAGAUGCUAAAGGAACAAAAAAAUUAGAGUUCUUCAGGACUACUUGUAUUUCACGCAAUUGUACAUAGAAAGUCUGCCUGCUUGUUUUUGUAUCAAAGUCGAAUAGUGUGGUUGAAGUUUUGUACCUUCCUGCUAUUGUGUAAAAGAUAAGCAUCAAGUUUUGAGUA
Zingiber officinale is the source of this 1031-nucleotide messenger RNA. RefSeq names its product auxin-induced protein 22D-like. Gene Ontology annotation, cellular component: nucleus. Gene Ontology annotation, biological process: regulation of DNA-templated transcription. The transcript has 4 exons. Bases 176 to 709 code for a protein of 177 amino acids. Gene Ontology annotation, molecular function: protein binding. NCBI's taxonomy places the organism in Eukaryota, Viridiplantae, Streptophyta, Magnoliopsida, Zingiberales, Zingiberaceae. The record is from RefSeq and is a predicted model, not a curated record.